Cuscuta campestris is the source of this 1455-nucleotide messenger RNA. The record is from the annotation of a GenBank genome assembly. Lineage: Eukaryota; Viridiplantae; Streptophyta; Magnoliopsida; Solanales; Convolvulaceae.
GAAUUUUGAACCUCCAGGAGCCCGCCACGGGAAUGCCCUCUCCUCUCUCCCGUCGCCUCCGUCCAAUUCCUCCGUCUUUUCCCCCGAUUCCGUUCCGCAGAAGUUCGGAUUGAGACGCAGGACUCAAGCUUAUAGCGAGGAAUGUCAUCCUCACUCAAUAGCGAUUCACAAUCUCAAAACCCUACCACCAGCUUGUACAGCCGCAAGGAGAAAUCUCUCGGCGUUCUUUGCUCCAAUUUCCUGAGGCUGUACAACCGAGACGGCGUGGAUUGCAUUGGAUUGGAUCAUGCGGCGGAUCAAUUAGGUGUUGAAAGACGCCGAAUCUACGAUAUUGUUAACAUUCUCGAAAGUGUUGGGUUGCUGUCCAGAAGAGCUAAAAAUCAGUACACAUGGAAGGGUUUCACUGCAGUUCCUCCGACUCUGGAUGCACUUAAGGAGGAAGGUUUGAGAGAAAAGCUCGGUUUCCAAAAGAUUGCUAGUGUUUCAAGGGAAAAUAAUUACCAACAGACUUUAAACGCAAGCAUCACACAAGAUAACGCACAUGAAUUGGUUAAAGGAGACAACAGGAAGGAAAAAUCGUUGGCACUUCUCACACAGAACUUUGUGAAGCUUUUUCUUUGCUCCGAUGUAGAAUUCAUAUCGCUUGACAGUGCUGCAUCAGCUUUGCUUGGUAAUAUGCAUGAUCCAACUGCCAUGAGAACAAAGGUUAGGCGCCUGUAUGACAUUGCAAAUGUAUUUGCAUCCAUGAACCUCAUUGAGAAGAUUCGUCACCCAGAAAGUGGAAAACCAGCAUUCCGAUGGAUAGGACAAGUAGGAAAUCCCGGGAGUGGAUCUAGUAGUGUGGCCAACGGGAAUGGUUUGAAAAGGGCAUUUGGGGCGGACAUUACAAACACCAUGUCAAAGAGACACAAAGCUGAUUCCUCAGCAGAUGUGAAGCCAUGUGACUAUGGGCCUCAAGCAAAACAGGGUUACUUUAAGGAUGAAAACAGUAAAGUGUCGCCUGAGCGGCAUAAACAGGUUACUAAGGAUUUUGAGUUUGGUCCUUUCAGUCCCAUUAGUGUACCAAGAGAAGUUCUUGUAAACAUAAGUGGCAGUGGGCAUAUUCACAACUGGGAGAACCUGGCUUCUACAUAUCGCCCUCGGUAUUGCAACAAAGCUGCAAGUGAUCUAUUUGGUCAUUACGUUGAGGCGUGGAAUUCUUGGUAUGUUGCAGCUGAUGAGAAUAAGCAUGACCAAAUCCGUCCUGGCCCGCCUUGAUUCAUUCAUCUCCUCCUGUCAACUGCAGCUUGUACGAUCAUCAGCACAGAGUUUCCCAUGUAUUCUUUUCAUUCACACUCGAUCUUUUUGUUUUGUUUCUUGAUGUAUCUCACAUCUCAAGUACACUAUCUUCCUUUGUAUUGUCAUCAAUGAUAAGUUUUUGAUCAAUGACAGAGUUAACAAAGUUGGUCAUCUUGU